Lytechinus pictus (painted urchin) is the source of this 6019-nucleotide messenger RNA. Its product is annotated as histone deacetylase 11-like. The record is from RefSeq and is a predicted model, not a curated record. Gene Ontology annotation, molecular function: histone deacetylase activity. The transcript is spliced from 10 exons. Lineage: Eukaryota; Metazoa; Echinodermata; Echinoidea; Temnopleuroida; Toxopneustidae. Gene Ontology annotation, cellular component: histone deacetylase complex. Bases 201 to 1685 code for a protein of 494 amino acids.
AGUACGGUACCGUAAAUUUGGCGAACAUACGGAAAAGCUGUGGCCUGUGCGAGUUAUUAACGAACGGUCCUUUCCAAAACCCGGGCCCAGCGCGGCCCCGAUCACGAUUGUCUGAUUUUCGCUAGAUUGCAUAUAUUGCGACGUAUUUUGGUUCAGGUGCUACCAACGAUGUUCCGUAUAGGUCUACAAUUUCUACAAAUAUGGCAGAAUCUGGAGACAGUUUGCUAAAAACCACAGACGGAGAAGUUGUAUUAACCGAAGGAGAAAGGAAUGGGAAUAGAGAGAGUAAACAUUGUGAAGACACAAGCAUGGAGGCUGAGAGUGAACAUCAAAAUAAAGAUGCAGAGGAGAGAUUGCCAGAAAAUCAAAGUGAAACAGAACAAAGUCCAGUUACCGUACAGGAAGAAAGACCUGUUGAAAGAAGAACUUCUGAAAGUGAUGAUAUGGAAGAGGAAGAAAGAGAGGAGGAAGAAACGGAACAAGAUACCGCAGAGCAGUUUGCACAAAUCAAGGAAAGGAUUCAAAAAUCAAAACUGUACUUGGAUGUAGAACCUCAUCAAUGGCCUAUAAUCUACUCACCUGAUUACAAUAUUAGCUUCCUUGGAUUUGAGAAAUUGCAUCCAUUUGACUCGGGAAAAUGGGGAAAAGUCUACAGCUUGCUCAAAAAGGAAUGCAUGUUGUGUGAUGAAACUAUAAUCUGCCCAUUAGAAGCCACUGAAGAUGAUCUUUUAGUAGCACAUACAAAGAAAUACAUUUCUCGUUUAAAGAAGGAUAUAUCAGAGGGCUUUCCUAAGUGGAGCAUUUCUGUAGCUGGUAUAACCGAAGUACCUCCAGUUGCUCUUCUUCCAAACUACAUCGUUCAAAAGAAGGUGUUACGGCCGCUCAGAUUACAAACAGGGGGAUCCAUACUAGCUGCCAAACUAGCCAUGGAGAGGGGAUGGGCUAUCAAUAUAGGUGGUGGCUUCCAUCAUUGUUCCAGUAAGCAAGGAGGGGGAUUCUGUGCUUACGCUGACAUCACCUUGGCUCUUCGCUUCCUCUUCCAUCAAGGUACCAUCCAGAAGGCCAUGAUCCUGGACCUGGAUGCGCAUCAAGGCAACGGCCACGAGAGGGACUUCAUGCAAGACAAAGAGUCGGUCUAUAUACUGGAUGUCUACAACAGGCAUAUAUACCCUCGGGAUGGAUUUGCAAAAAGAGGCAUCAGUCGAAAGGUAGAAGUGAAUUAUUUCAUCGCUGAUGAGCAGUAUAUGACAUUGGUAGCAAGUAACCUAGAAGCAGCAUUGAAUGAGUUUGAACCUGACAUACUGGUCUACAAUGCUGGUACAGAUUCCCUAGAAGGAGACCCACUUGGAGCUCUAUCUAUAUCUCCUCAGGGAAUAAUCAGACGCGAUAUGAUGGUGUUUGAAUUUGCACGCGACCGACCUAAACCCAUUCCGAUCGUCAUGGUGACAUCCGGAGGUUACCAAAGAAACAAUGCAGAUAUCAUUGCAGCUUCUAUCCUGAAUCUAUGGAGGAGAGGACUGAUAUCAUGUCCAGAAGCAGAAGAAUUUCAAGCCAAGCAAGAUGGACCCUCAACAAGUUCUAGACAAACCCCAGAGGGCGAAGAGACACCUUCCACAUCAAACUCAGAGUCUGCUCCACAAGGGAAUAGAGGGUUCUUCAGAUCAUUCCUAGGAUUCUGUAAAUAAUGUUAACUUCAAGAGUUUAAUCGUAUUUAUCAUUCAAUCAGUACUUUGUAUAUAAUGUACUUAAUAACUUAUUAACUUAUUUCAACAUAAUGUAGCUAUGGGACCCCAAUUAUUUCAAAUAUGGUCAAAUUAUAUAUCAAGUUAAGACCUGAAUGAGAGAAAGACGACAGUGAAAAUAAUAAUAUCUACAGCCAUUUUUUAGGGAUGCACCCUUGUUGCGAUCAUAUUGUACCCUACACAUCCAACGAUACUCAAAUGUAUGUGACAUUGUCUGAUGACAAUUUCCUGAUAUAAAUCAUUAGCUAUUUAGGAGUGCACUAGUGAAGAAACCAGUUUCAAGUUCCAGUUUAUCAAUGAUCCUUCAGGCUGUAUGAGGAUACAACAAUACAAUAAAUACAAUUAAGAUGACAACCUAAGGGCUGUGAAAUUACACACACACCCCUCACAAUUCCUGUUGCUCCAAUCCAUGAAUUUGCCAGUAUUGUGUAUUAAGUAAUGGCCAUAGUUAGCCUGUAGUUAUAAUGUAACGUGCACCAACAGACUAAGGCCCGUAUUCUGAAGUCGGGUUUAACUUAAACUCAGGUUUAAAAUUGUGAUUUAAGUAUGGAAAGCCAAUUGUUACAUAAAUCAUUAAAAGUAGAGAUAUUAUAUUUCAGCUCAUUUGGAUCUCAAAUCAUUCAUAUUUGUCUAGGAAGUAUAAAUAGAUGAUCAUCUCGGAAGUAUAAAUAGAUGAUCGUCUUCACCAUUGAUGAAUCAGGAUAGAGCACAGUAAAUAUAAGAAACAUACAACUUAAUACAAAAUUUUGACACUUUUGGCUUCCCAUAAUUUCAGAAUACGGACCUUAGAGUGGGGUGAGAUGAGUGGGUGGGCCCUCUAGUCCUUCAGAGCAAGCUAACAAGAGAAAGUAAUCAUGGCAGCAUGAACAGAAUUAUUGUUUGUUUAUGUUUAUUUAUUUAUUUUCUGAUUAUUAUAAAACACAAUACAUGAAUAUAUAUAAAUAACAUAGAUGGCAUCAAUAGAAAUAAACAAAAUGAAUUGCAAGUAUGUUGAAUAGAUGAUAUAAUCGAAAGGAUUGCCUGUUUCAGAGUCAUUAACAUAAUUACUCUGUUCUUCCAUGAAUCUGACAUACAAUAUAACAACAGUAAAAAGAUAAAAGUAACAAUUAAAACAAAAAAAGUUCAACAUUUUAACAUUCAAAAGCAAGAGAAAUCAACUGUAAGAGCAAGUGAAUGGCUAACAGUAACAUCAGCAAAAUUAAUUUAUCACCAGUUUGGUGAGGGCAGCCAUGUUUUUCAUGUCACUUCAUGCAGUAGAGUUAAAGAGGGAAUGCAUUGUUAUGACUUGUUAGAAUAUAAGUGUCAAGGAGAGAAGAUCUUCCUGUGUUAAAAUGGCUACAUAAUGAAAUUCCUCUCAGAACCCUAAAUACCAGUAUAAACAUGUCUUCUCUUUCAGUAUUGGAAUGUUCUUGCUGUUGACUCUAUCAUCAUUAACAUUUGGCAGAGCCGUAGUGUAUGACAUGAGUUUGUAUCGCAAGGUUGUCAGGUACUCGUUAAUGUAAAUCAAUCUUUUGUAGAUGGGAAUGUCCUUCAACUUCCUGCAAUUUGCGAUGAGCUCAUCCUUAGUUGAUGAGUUGACAAAGCAGCAGAUCACGGCCCUUAGUCUCCCCUGCAUCUGCGGAACGAAUCUUGAACUUUUUCUGCAAACUUGUUCAUUGUUGUCAAUGACAGCAUUGGUCGACACAAGUAAAUCCUUUGUUGUUAUUAAUUGACAUAGUUAAGGAAUGAUUAUCUGAUGGAAAUACCGGGAGUUAGGCUUUGCAUAGAGAUCAGGUGUCUAGGUGAGGCAAAUGUGUUUUUCAAAAUUAAAAUCAUCUUGGGAAGUAGUAAGUGUAACAAAAGGGGGGGAAUGGAUCACAGUACAGUAUGUAUAAUACAUCUACAUUCAUAAUGUUUCAUGGCGCCCUCAACACUGUCCAUGCAGUUGGUCUGUUAGUAAGAAUUUAGUCUGUUUGCUUUUUGGUAGCACUUGAUACAGAUUUGUACAACAUGCUACUUGCAUGCUGCUUCUCCACAAAGCUGACAUUGCCGCUGGGUCUUGGGCAGACCCUUUUUUUAUCCUCUUGUAUCCAUCACCAUGGCAAUCUUCCAGACAGCAUCUACAGCGUCACCUACUUUCAACCACAGGCUCCAGCAAAUCAUGGAGGUCAUGUUGUUGAACAGCAAGCGGUUCAUUGCCAAGGACUCUCUGGAUCUUCUUCAUCACUGGCGUUGUCAAACCGCGAAGAGAAUGUACCUCUAUGUGUGGCUUGGUGAUCUGUUCUCCUAAGAUCAUGCCAAACUCAAAGGAGUCAAUCUUCCUUGGGUCCUUCCCUGUGUUCAGUGCAUAGGUGGUCAUGGCAUUGAUGCGACAUGUGUCUAGGAGGUAUCUGAUGGCAACGAUAGUCCAUCUAUUAGAUUUUACCUUACACGUGAAACUCUGAGCCCGUUGAUCUACGAUAUCUGUGCCACCCUUUGUAUAGUCAUGUAAUUUGAAGAUAGCAGGCUUCUCCUUCAAAUCGUCGGUCAUCACUCAAAGGAUGCUCUUCAUCGUUGUCAUGAUGAGAACGUUCUUGGUGCCAGAAGACUUUGUAUUCACAACAUGGUUCAAACUUGUUUGUUUGUUUUUUGUAGCAAGUGAUAUACAUCCGUUUUGAAUAAAUCUCUUGAAAACCACUUUUGCUGACUGAACUGGAUAAAGCUCUUCAAAGAUGCAUAUAAACUUCUUUAAAAAACACAACUGACUAACCAAACUGAUGCCAAAUUAAGAACAGUUGUUGCACAAUAACGGUAAUGUAAGUUACAUGUAAAGUAUGUUACCAAUUAAGAAUGGAUGGUAAAAACAAAUUUCAUGGUUCAAAAUAUAUCUGAUUCACUUUAAUUAAUCUUUGUCAAGAUUAUGCAAUACUUCCUCUUUAUAGAAAAAAAGGCUGUAAAAGCACAGGCAAUGAUUCAUGUGUGCCAACCACAAAUAACCUCGUAGGGUAAAUUUCUCAACUUGUUACAACUGACACAUUUUAAACUGUUUUCACGAUCAUUUAACUGAGACAUACUGAUAUCGUUUAUAUUCCAAAAGCAACAAUUAAGUAUAACGUUAAUGCAAAAACUGGUAAAAUACGUAAUAUAUGUUUCACAUAAUGAUCAUUACACACUAUUUAAUUAAUUUUAAAACCAUACCCCAAAACACAAACACCCUAUAUUUUCCUAGAGCAAACUGCACAAUAUAAACUGGGAAGAAUAUAGACAACAAGGUGUUCCGUAAAACAACUAGGAACAUCAAAUGUGAGGUUACUCAUAGUUUUUAUGGCAAUUAGUAUGAUAAUUUACCAUGUAUAGGUGCUUUAACUUUGGAAAAAAGUGACCUUUUUAUGAAGGUUUUUUUUUUCAAUGUAGAUUAUACUUGUCAUCUUUAACAUUCAAUAUUAAUAAAUAAUUCAAAUUCUCACUUAUAACUUUAUCAUUUGGUAUCAUUCAAUAAAUCAAUCACAAUUUAUACAUAUCUGGAAUGCAGGUUCCCAUAAGAGAAAGCAAAUUGUAUAACUGCAGUAUUAUUAUAGUAAUAAUUUAUAAAAUAUGACAAGGGAUAUCAGAUAAAAUUAGAAAGAAAUGUGUCAUUGCUCAGAAAUUUGCAAUUUGAGCUAAGAUUUCAUAAUUUUACAAAGUUUCUCAUGAUUGUUUGCUGCAACUCCUGUCCUGUACCUUAAAAUACUAAAAGGCUAAGCUGGUGCAUGGCAAUAGCUGUGUGCACAGACAGUCAGAAGGUCUUGUGUGGUCCUCUCCCCGUCUCAGUGCUCCUCCCAGGCUCUGAAGACACGGUCUUGCAUUGUCCUGGUCUGUCUACUCUGAUGGCGGGUUAUAAGACGCCUGUCCACCAUGCGCACCGUUAGAUCCACGAGCUGUGACUCCUUGAAGAGCAAUGACGACAACUGGUACACGCUCAUACUCUUCCCUCCCGCUCUUCUGUUGAGUCUGUGGUUGUAACAUUUCAGCGUCGUUGUUGGUCCUGAUAGCCUUUCCAUACAUUGACCAGAUUUGCACUGGCCAGGUUGGGUUCGUUAUCCACGUUGACCCUAGGUAGUCAAAGAGCUGGAAAGAUAAAAAAAGAAAAUGAAGUAUUGUCAAUAUUAUUAAUAUAAUUGUGUAUCAUGAGUUCAAAUAUUUCUUACUUCUUAUAGUUACAAUGAUUUGCUAUGCAUGUCUUCUGGUAGCUACUAAAUCCAAUCAAACCUUUUAAAAUGUCAUGUCAUCUUUAAUUAACAAGUGAAUGCAUUUUUAUGUAAUAAAGUCAAUUGAAACUU